AUGGCUUUCGUACAGAGAUACGAUAGGAAUAGGCGGCGAGUCGCGAAAAUGAGAGGGAUAUCAUCAUCGUCUCUUGACCAGCCUUUACCUCAGAAUAAGGGACAGUAGUUCAACUAUAUACUCGGACUAUAUGCAAAAUGGGAACACAGAGUAUGGAAAGCAAUGUUAUGCUACAGCUUGCCACUGAAGCCUUUCAAGCUAAAAACUUUGAGCUCGCCGCUGAGAUCUACGAAUGCCAACUAGUGGAUUAUAGCGACGUUGUCAGUCAACACGAGCUGCUUGUGAAAUGGGCUGAUGCUCUAGCUUUUGGUGGCAAGCUAAGCGAAGCAUUCGAGAUCUACCAGAAAGCAUCCAAAAUCAACAGGCUACGAUCAACACACCUCGAAAAUCUCAUCGUAUGUUUGACCAACAGCAUUAGAAGCAAAGAGGGGUUUGUCGGGCAAAAGUUCCAACGAGGACAAGCGGAAGGAUGUGGCAACGAUGCUUUUGUUUGUCGGAUCUGUGUGGGAUUUCUAUACGAACCGGUUACCUUACCUUGUGGACAUUGCUUUUGUAAAAAGUGCCUGGACAAGGAGAAGAGGCCAGUUUGCUGCAGACAAUGUAAAGACGACUCCAGGCUCACUGAUCUGCCAAAUUACAGAGUUAAUGUAAUUCUGAGCAACUUGUUGACGAAGUGGUUUCCUUCUCGGUUGCUUACAGUGCAACUGAGGCACGAGGGCAAUGCACUGUAUGCAGAAAAUAAACUGGAAAUUGCGUUAGAAAAGUACAAUGAAGGAAUCGCUAUAGAUCCUAGGGACCACUUGCUCUUUUUCGACCGCUCCUUGAUAAACUCCAGUCUAAAAAACAAUGAAGCUGCCCUCACUGAUGCAGAGAUGGCCUGUAAACUCCAACCGUAUUGGCUGAAGGGACGUCUGAGGAAGGCACAAGCACUAACAGCACUGAGAAAGACAGAAGAGGCUUUAACAGAAUACCUAUUCUGCAUUACUUUAGACCCAGAAAACAAGCUGGCAAAUUUAGAUGCUCAAAGGCUGCUCAGUGACAUCUUUGAUCCGCUUCCCGAUCAAGUCCAGGAGAGACUACCUGACUACAUGCCUCUGCUGUCCUCAAGGACGAGGAUAAAAGGAAAUCUGACAACCACUUUCAGCUCAAACUGCAGCACAAGCUCCCCUGAGCUCUACAAGGGGAAUCGUACAAAUGAUGACAGCUUGCACGGGAAAUCAAUGUCACUGUCAGGAAAAGAGACUGCAUCCACAGACUUCAAUUCGGCAUGCUGUGGGGACAAAUGUGAAAAGGGGCAUGUUUGUGGUGUCUUUCGCCAGUCUGCAAUCAACAGAAGCCAGCUCACCAAGCGUAAACCGGUCUGGGAAGAGGAAGGCAAUGCAGGAAGUGAUGGGUCACCAUGCAAGCGCUUUAAAUCCGAAGUGAAAGUGGAGACAACUUCUUGGUGUCCAGUGGCCAGGGAACUCAUCGAUGCUUCUGACUUGGAGUGCUCUUUGUGCAUGAGGCUUUUCUAUGAACCAGUCACCACUCCCUGUGGCCACUCCUUCUGCCUGAAAUGCCUGGAGAGAUGCUUGGACCAUAAUGCCAAGUGCCCACUAUGCAAAGAGGAUCUCUCUGAGUAUCUGGCCCAGCGGCAAUAUAGUAAAACCAUUCUGAUGGAAAACCUCAUCGCCAAAUAUCUUCCAGAGGAGCUAGCUGAGAGACGGAUUAACAAUGACGAGGAGAUUGCUGAGCUGUCCAAUUUAAACAAGAAUGUGCCUAUAUUUGUCUGCACCAUGGCCUUUCCCACGGUACCUUGUCCCCUGCAUAUAUUUGAGCCCUGCUAUCGGCUUAUGGUGCGCAGAUGCAUGGAGACUGGGACCAACCAAUUUGGCAUGUGCCUCAGCGAUUCUGUUAAUGGAUUUUCAAAUUACGGCUGCAUAUUGGAGAUCCGGAGCGUUGAGUUCUUCGCAGAUGGUCGCUCUGUUGUGGACACAAUCGGUAGAAGGAGAUUUAAAGUCAUCCAGCACCGCAAACUGGAUGGCUAUAACACUGCAGACAUCGAGUACCUGGAAGACAAGAAGGUGGGUGGACCAGAAGAAGUUGAGCUGAGAACCCUCCAUAAUCGUGUUUAUGAUCAGGCCCUGUCCUGGCUCAACUCCCUCAAGGCCCAACAGAAGGAUCGCAUCAUUGGCCAUUUUGGACCCAUGCCGGAGAAGGACCUAGACCCACAGAUCAGCCCCAACGGACCGUCCUGGUGCUGGUGGCUCUUGGCGGUUAUGCCCCUGGAGGGCCGAGCCCAGCUGCCCUUCCUGGCUCUCACCUCCCUCAAGGAUCGGCUGUCGGGGAUUCGGAGGGUGCUCAUCUUCAUGUCCCGAUGCCGGUCUCGGUGACUUCCCCCUUCUUCCUGCCCGUUCUCCCCUUCUUCAUAUGUGUAUACAUCCAGUUCGGUCUGCACAUAUCUGCACAGCCUUCUUUACACUACUUAUUCAAAUGCCUCCCACACAACCUGUGCCUCUUAAUGGAUGAGUUUUAAAAAAAGGAAAGCUGCUGAUGUUUACAUUACAUUCGGUUUCAGUUUCAGUUCAUGAGCCCAGGUGUGCUGUCGUCUCAUUAUGAAAAGAGUUAACUGUGUUUAGCUCUCGGGUUUACUAUGAAAUGACUUCUGCAUUAAGUUCAGUGGUCAGUUAGUAAGAAAUUUAUGUAAAUACACAGGAUUAAGAGAAUUCCAAGUUUGCAGUUGGGUAUAUUAUUUAAUUAUUGGUGCCUAAUGCACCUGUUUUGAAGACAAAAGCAGUCUUCUUUGCAGAAACUGCUCCUUAUUUUAUGGUACAGACAUUUUAAUUGGAGUCUGAAGUCAAGAUGAUAAAGUAUUAAAUGCUGCUACGGUCAAAUGUGGACACUUUGACUGCACCUGUAUCCACUAAAUUAUUUAACCAUAUAUAUAUAAUAUAUUUUAGAAAUCCUUCUACCACUCUCAUUCUACUACUCUCUGGGCCAGAACUGAAAGAAUAAAGAAAGGUUUUAAUGAUUUGUAGAAUAUCAUCAUGGGACAAUUCACUGUCCACAAGAUAGUGAUAGCUUCUGCUGCUUUAACUUUAGGUUACAGGAUUAAAUAUGCAUUGAAUGUAUACAAUAAAAUAAUAACAUUGUUCAGUUUUUAAAAAAUGGUAAACCAUGAAUCUCUAAACCAAAACAACAGAGUUGAGUUUAAACUAGAUUAUUCCAGUUUAAUUUUUUUAAAGGGCAAAAUAGGGAAACUGAAAUGAGGUGUAUUAAUAUUUACAAGAGUUUGUGAAAAUGUAUAAUUAUUUUAGACAUUGAACAUAAUAUUCCAACAUAAUUGUCAAUACAUUUAAUCUAUAGAAUUGUAACAUUUUAGUCUUGUUGCCUAUUUGUUUUCUAUGCAAGUGAUUGUCAAUUUCAUAAACCUCUGAAAAGAAACAAAUCUGAUAUUUUGUUGCAUUGCUGUGCACUAAACUGGGGGAAAUGACCUGUUAUCUUGAAAAGCAAAUUAGUGCAUUUCAGGGCAAUUUAAGUGCCGUGAAAGGUUUGUCUGUUUCCACUUAAACACGAAAUGUGCUCUGUACUGACUCUUCAGACCUCUAUUUUGGAGGUUAAAAAAAUCCAUUGUCUGCCAUGCUCCAUCUAAUUUUAAGUAUAUGAGAAGUAUUUUAUGCUGGGUUGAAAUGCUUUUUUUUCUUUUAUGUUUUUUUUCUUUCAUUUUCAUAUUUGUAUUUAUAACAUUAUUCUAAUACUUUUUCAACAUCCAGUGCCUUAGUUGAACUUCUUCCAUGACAUCUGUUCUCAUGCAAUAAUUAAGAGAUUUUAAAUUCCCUUUUGAAUGCCAGGGUUCAGCACAAGGAAGAAAAUUCCAUAGUGUGUGGAACUAGUGUUUGGUCUUAGAGUUUAGCACUUAUCUUUCUCUUCUAGAAAUAAUAUCUCUUUGAGAUAGUAUCAUGAAAUAAAGUGUAUUAUAUGUUUUGGAACCAAAAGACAAUACCAAUCAAGCCACUUCUGACUUGAAAUGUUUACAAUUGCCCCUCAGGCAACAAUGGCAUCUUUCAUCUUACAGACACAUUGUUCAUAUUAACAGAGAGAUAAUAUAUUAUAACGUGUGUAAACGUUUUCCUUUUUUAGCUUAUGUACAUUAUAGCGGAUGUUCCGAGUUUUUGAAAUGUUGAGAAAUUUCCGUGUGAAUAAAUAUGUGUACAGCCGCUUUGCUGGUGAAAGCAGUUUACAAGGUUUACAAAGUUCCAACUGAUACUGGCUUUCUUGGAUCUUUGCUCUUUCCUCCUUUCCCAAAAAUACAAAUGUACAUGACUGACCUAACUUUAUUAAAUUGUAUAUUUGAUACACUGGAUCCAGAAUAUAAUAUGUUUAUUGGGUUGUAUUUUGUAUUUAUGUAAAUCAUUGUGAAUGAAUAUUAUAUCACUGCAAUGCAUUUAGGCUAAACCCAAAUGGUAUAAACUAGAACAAACCGAUCUCGUGGUGAUCUUGAGGAUUAUUUCACGGUAAAAUAAAAUUUUUUAAAUCCA
Molecule: messenger RNA, 4517 nt
Organism: Conger conger (European conger)
Lineage: Eukaryota; Metazoa; Chordata; Actinopteri; Anguilliformes; Congridae
Product: LON peptidase N-terminal domain and RING finger protein 3-like
Exons: 12
Coding region: 138-2372 (744 amino acids)
Molecular function (GO): protein binding
Source: RefSeq, a predicted model, not a curated record